AUGUUUUCAUUUGUGUUCAUUUUUCUUUUCUUGGCAAUCUUGAGUUGUUCAAUCGCGACAUCUUCAAUUGAUUACAUCUCUUUUGAAGAGUACAUAAGACUGCAAAAUCGACUAUUUGAGCGAGAGAAACAGAAACAGAAACAGAACCAACAAAUAACUUCUGAACCUUAUACCUUGUUUACUUUCAAUUCAACAUGGAGAUGUAAUUUGAAUCAGAAAUGGAAUGCAACAAUUUAUUUCUACCAACAUGAUGAGAAGUGAGUAAAACUGACAAUUCAAAAAUUAAAAAAAGAGUUUUUUCUACAGUGGCUCAAAUAAUUAUUUGGUUGAUUAUAAAUUCAUCGAAUUAACUCACCCAAGUUAUUCAAUCAAAUCUUAUGCACGUCAAGAAAAAUCUGAUGUUCAAAAUGAUGUUCGAGUUGCAGUAUAUCACAAUUGUGAGAAAGAUGGAAAUUAUAUGAAGUUCAUUGAGAAAAUUGAAAAAGCUGAAAAGACUGGAAAGCAACAAUUUACUAUGAGAAGUGAUAUAAAUAUAGAUAACAAAGGGGAUAAGAUUGAUGAAAAAUAUGUUGCGAAGGAAUGGGUUGAUGUUAAACUUUGA
Messenger RNA from Caenorhabditis angaria, 601 nucleotides. The record is from the annotation of a GenBank genome assembly. Lineage: Eukaryota; Metazoa; Nematoda; Chromadorea; Rhabditida; Rhabditidae.